Molecule: messenger RNA, 1926 nt
Organism: Suricata suricatta (meerkat)
Lineage: Eukaryota; Metazoa; Chordata; Mammalia; Carnivora; Herpestidae
Gene: SLC7A9
Product: solute carrier family 7 member 9
Exons: 13
Coding region: 137-1609 (490 amino acids)
Biological process (GO): amino acid transmembrane transport
Cellular component (GO): membrane
Molecular function (GO): L-amino acid transmembrane transporter activity
Source: RefSeq, a predicted model, not a curated record
CCUAGGGCGAGACUGUGCAGACGCAGCCGUCAGCCUCGCCGGGCAGCUCCUGGGCUCCGCGGGGUCAAGCAGAGCGUCUGCUGAGCCAGGACCCAGGCCCUCCUUGCAGCCAUCCCAGAGCCGGCAGGAGGGAGACAUGGAGGAGACAAGCCUGAGGAACCGGAGAGAAGAUGAGAAGUCGAUCCAGAGUAUCCAGAAUAAGGAGCCCAAGACCACGAGUCUCCAGAAGGAGGUGGGCCUGCUCAGCGGCAUCUGCAUCAUCGUGGGCACCAUCAUCGGCUCUGGGAUCUUCAUCUCCCCCAAGUCUGUGCUCAGCAACACGGGAUCCGUGGGGCCCUGUCUCAUCAUAUGGGCGGCCUGCGGGGUCCUGGCAACACUGGGUGCCCUGUGCUUUGCAGAGCUUGGCACGAUGAUCACCAAGUCGGGGGGCGAGUACCCGUACCUGAUGGAGGCCUUCGGGCCCGUCCCCGCCUACCUCUUCUCCUGGACCAGCCUGUUCGUCAUAAAGCCCACAUCCUUCGCUAUCAUCUGCCUCAGCUUCUCUGAGUAUGUCUGCGCGCCCUUCUACUCAGGCUGCAGUCCCCCUCCGGUGGUCGUGAAAUGCCUGGCUGCCGCGGCCAUCCUGCUCAUCAUCACGGUGAACUCGCUGAGCGUGCGGCUGGGGAGCUACGUCCAGAACGUGUUCACGGGGGCCAAGCUGGUGAUCGUGGCCAUCAUCGUCGUCAGUGGGCUGGUCCUCCUGGCCCAAGGAAACACAAGGAAUUUUGAGAAUUCUUUUGAGGGCACAAAACUGUCUGUGGGAGCCAUCGGGCUGGCAUUUUAUAACGGCCUCUGGGCGUACGACGGAUGGAAUCAACUCAACUACAUCACGGAGGAGCUUCGAAACCCUUUCAGAAACCUGCCCUUGGCCAUCAUCAUCGGGAUCCCACUGGUGACAGGCUGCUACAUCCUCAUGAACGUUUCCUACUUCACCGUGAUGACUCCAACCGAGCUCCUGCAGUCCCAGGCGGUGGCCGUGACGUUUGGCGACCGUGUUCUCUAUCCAGCCUCUUGGGUGGUUCCACUGUUCGUAGCCUUUUCCACCAUCGGUGCCGCCAACGGGACCUGCUUUACGGCAGGCAGGCUGGUGUACGUGGCGGGCCGGGAGGGCCACAUGCUUAAAGUGCUGUCCUACAUCAGCGUCAAGCGCCUGACUCCAGCCCCCGCCAUCAUCUUUUACGGUAUCAUAGCGACGAUUUAUAUCAUCCCUGGUGACAUAAACUCAUUGGUCAAUUACUUCAGUUUUGCCGCAUGGCUGUUUUAUGGCCUGACAAUUCUGGGACUGAUUGUCAUGAGGUUUACGAGGAAAGACCUGGAAAGGCCUAUCAAGGUGCCCAUCUUCAUCCCCAUCUUGGUGACGCUCAUAUCCGUGUUUUUGGUUUUGGCCCCAAUCAUCAGCGAACCCGCACUGGAGUAUCUCUACUGUGUGCUCUUUAUCCUCAGCGGCCUCAUAUUUUACUUCCUUUUUGUGCACUACAAGUUUGGAUGGGCUCAGAGGAUCUCAAAGCCCAUCACCAUGUACCUCCAGAUGCUGAUGGAGGUCGUGCCGGCAGAGGAAGCCCCAGAGUAGCCAGCCAGGCCUCCGGAGCCAAGUCCAAGCCGCGAUGGACGUAUUUUUGUGAGCAGCUGGUUGUCUUCUCAAGAAGAAAAACGUACUCGGGUGUUCAUGAUACUGUUAUUUUUCCGUAUGCUCAGUUCUCUGGGUGGGGGUUCUAGAGGGAAGGGACAGGUGUUUGCCAAGGUGAGCGCUGAAGCUGUAACCUAACCCAAGGCUGGCGGCCAGCCAAGGGCUCAGUGAAAACUACCACCUUACGCUGUGACCCUUCAGCUGGGGGGCGGGGAGGGGCACCCCACAUCUACUUAAAUAAAUAGUAUCUUUUUUAUUAA